This is a messenger RNA of Erigeron canadensis, 1074 nucleotides long. Its product is annotated as F-box protein CPR1-like. The transcript has a single exon. Bases 1 to 1074 code for a protein of 357 amino acids. The record is from RefSeq and is a predicted model, not a curated record. Gene Ontology annotation, molecular function: protein binding. NCBI's taxonomy places the organism in Eukaryota, Viridiplantae, Streptophyta, Magnoliopsida, Asterales, Asteraceae.
AUGGAUGUUUGCUACAUACCUUUGGAAUUACAAAUAGAAAUAAUCAAAAGGCUUCCUAUAAAAACAUUGAUUAGAUUCAGAUUAGUUUCAAAGCCUUGGAAAUCCAUCAUUGAAAGCUCUGACUUUAUCGCUGAUUACAACAUCCACACUCAUCAUUAUAAUCACCAACAGUUACUUGUAAGUUUGUAUGAUACGGAUUACGCAUAUACGUUCGAUGAUGAUAAUAGUUUCCCUCAACACAAGUCCUGCCUUAUUCCUUCCCUAUUAAAUGAUAAACCAUUCACCUAUAAGAUGAUCGGUUCCUCGCAAGGCUUGUUUGCAAUUUACAGGUAUCAUGAACACAAUAAACGAGAUGUUGUUAUUUGGAAUCCGUCAAUUAGGAAAUGUGUUGAGAUACCCAUCCCUAAUGUGUUACAAACUGUUGUUGGUUUCGGUGUUUGUAAUACAACUGACCCUAUAAUUCUCAAGAUUGAUUUCAUUAGCAUUCCGUGGCAGGUAGAGCUUUUUAAGUUGAGCACAAGGAAGUGGAGACGUUUGUCUAAUACUUGUUUUCUGUCUGGUAAAUCAUUUCACUUUCAUCAGAAAGCGGUAGUAACAGAGAGAUUCAUCUAUUGGAUUGGUUUUUAUAAUACUCGGUUUGUUUUUAAAAAACUGAUUUUGUCAUUUGAUAUGAUCAAUGAAAAGUUUGCUGAAAUAUCCCUCCCACCUAGUCUACGAGAUGCCUCUCUUCAAAAUUUGAAUUUAUCCAAGCUUAGGGAGUCUCUUGUUCUGCUUGAAACCAUACACACAAGGAAAAGAACAGAAUACGAGGUAUGGAUGAUGAUGGAGGAGGAUGGUGUUCGAAACAUGUUUAAAAAACUAUAUACUGUCAAGGCGCCGGACGCUUCAAUAGAAAGGGUACUUGGAUUCAGGAAAAAUGGCCAACCUAUAAUUCAAUUGCAAAAUCCUUUUAAACAUGAGCUUCUCGUUUAUGAACCGGACUCGGAGCUCUUUAAUCGGAUUGGCAUUGAUGGAUAUGGUUAUCAAUGCUUUGCAGGCUCAUACAUGGGAACCCUACAUUUGCUUGAUCAAUGA